Molecule: messenger RNA, 1139 nt
Organism: Pimephales promelas (fathead minnow)
Lineage: Eukaryota; Metazoa; Chordata; Actinopteri; Cypriniformes; Leuciscidae
Gene: mydgf
Product: myeloid-derived growth factor
Biological process (GO): positive regulation of endothelial cell proliferation; positive regulation of angiogenesis
Source: RefSeq, a predicted model, not a curated record
AAAUUGUAGAGUUGUUAUUCAACUCCAGUCCACUAGAUGCUCAACACCUCGCUACACCGAACUAUCCCAUCCUAUGAAGGACAUACAGGAACAGUGCUGGCAUCUUUUCAUCACAACAUCAACACAGAUCUCUGCCACAUAAAGCAUCAUGGCAUGCGAUGAUCACAUAAACUCGUGUGUGAAGCUUCUACUACUGUUGGUUGUGUUGUGCGCGGCGCGCGCUUCCGCUGAAAGGACCAAAACACUCGACUUCGACGUCAAACCUGGGGGAGUUGUGCAGACUUUCUCAGCUAAACUGAAAAAGUAUAAAUGCACCUUCACAUAUGCGUCUCAAGGAGGAACCAACGAGCAAUGGCAAAUGAGCGUCGGACUGAGUGACGACGAACAGAUGUUUUCCUGUUCAGUGUGGAGGCCUCAAGGAAAGUCCUACUUGUUUUUUACCCAGUUCAAAGCCGAGAUAAAAGGAGCGAAGAUUGAGUACGCCACCGCAUAUUCCCAGACGGCCGUGGGUGGACAGAAGGAUGUUGCUUUGAAAGAAGAAGAGUACAUUGUGUCAGAGUCUGCAGUGACCCACAGAGACGGGAAGUUUCGCUCCGAGCUUUCCAAGCUCCUCGUCAUUGCUCGGACACGCCACGAUGAGCUCUGAUUGGCCGAUCCGAAAGAGGAUUGUCAUAUUGCGCGAGGACGUUGGUUAUUUGACACAGGAACUUCCUAUGAUAGGAAAUAUUACAUAUUUUCUAUAGCGGCAGCGUUACGCCAAUGGCCAUGAACUGGACUGAUCAUCCAAUGAAGUAGACGACAAAUUUCAAAGGGGAAUAAAAAUUAUCAAAUGUUUGUGAUGUGUUAUGAAGGCUUCAUCAAAUUCGUUUCUGAUUUCUAUGCUUGGCAACGUUUAUGGGUUUAGGGUUUCAGCCUUGAUACCUGCAAAUGUGAUUAUCAAGAGUGUGUUUAUGCUCUUACUGUACUUACUGUCUUAAGCGGGCGCUUGUAGAGUAUUCCCACGGCAGUCUUUGGGGUAUGUCCGAGUCCUUUGAUUAUUUCUGUGGUGGAGGAAAAAACAGGGAAACAGUUACACUUCCGAUCGUGCUUUAUUCUGAUAGCCGAUGUCCUGGAAAUUUUUAAUAAAUCUGUUAUCAGAA